AUGCUUCUCGCCAAGGGCCUGUCUGCUCUUCACGUGCGCUUCAGCAGUGUCAUGAUUUUUGGCCUGCUGGUGGUCUUGUGUGUCCAGUCGACGCGCUACUGGCAGCAGCAGGGCCAAACUCGGAGGGCCUUUCUCGUCGACGUCAAGUACAACAACGUGGUCGGGGAGAUCUCAGCCGAGGAGGAGUACCUCGAGAGGCUGGUGGAUCUAUACGGCCUCACGAACCUGACGAAAUGGCAGGCAUGGAGGGUGCAACCUUCGAGCUCCGCAGAGGGCGAGGACGGCCCCGUCACAGACGUUCACCUCAACUUUGACUCGGCGCGCUCGCAAAAGAUUAUUAAUCUGCAGGAGCCCUGGAGCGCCGACCUGCACGCCUCCAAGAAGCUGGCCCUGCCUGUCCGCAAUGGCGAAGGGAAAGAGUUUGCAGACUCGUCCGAGUUCUUGUUCGGCGUGUCGACGAGCUAUGAACGCAUAUCGGCCGGCGAUUGGGCCAUGGUGCGGGCGUGGCAGCGAUGGCUGACCAUGGGCAAGAAGACAAGCAACGGCGCCGGGCUGGUAUUGAUGAUGGACCAAGUGCCGGACAAGAAGCUGCGCGAGGUGGACGACAAGCUGCAGGCUGCGGGCGUGGACGCCUACGUCAUGACGACGGACGUGCCGAUGAGCAUGGCUAGACGAUACUACGAGCUUGUUCGCAUCCUCAAGACUUACAGCGCUACACUGGCGGCCAGCGGCCAGCGCAAACGAUGGUACGGCGUCGUCGAGGACUCGGUCUUCUUUCCCAGCCUGCCUUACCUACGCUCGCGACUGGCGAGUUACGACUUCAACGCCCAGCUGGUCAUUGGGUUGCCCAGCGAGCGAGCGGACUGGCAUGAGGAAGCGGGCGGUGACGGCAGCACCAUUACGACGUCGGGAGGCGGCGCCCUGAUGCUCACACGAGAGGCGGUGGCCAGGAUCCCGCGACUGCCGUGCUUGGCGAGGGACGCGAGCGACGACCCUGUGCGGCCGAAGCGCUGGGACGAGAUCCUGCAAAAGUGCUUGAAGAAGGCCGCGGCCAUGGACAUGCACAUCAUCCCGUCAUUGUACUCCCCACGGGACGAGCCCACCGAGGUCUACCCUACCAGCCACGAGACGGGAGCGCGACCGCUCGUACUGCACGACUAUCAAAGCCGGUACAGGAUCGACGUGGGCAUGGCGCACCUCGUCACAAACGUGUGCGGCGACGCGUGCUUCAUGCAGCGAUACUUGUUUCACGACAACUGGGUGCUCGUCAACGGAGUGUCCAUCAGCGAGCACCCAGACGGCCUCCAGAACCCCCACAAGGACCGCCACCCGAAAUCAGACGACGACCUUGAGGGACAGGGGCAGCAGGAGGAGGAGGAGCAGCAGAAGCAGGAGAAGCGCCGGCCGAGGGUCACGGGCCAGCUCGUCAUCGACGACAAGGACGACGUGCAGCGCGUGCCGCUCACGUGGACUGGGAGGCGGAAUGUCUGGGCACUGCUCGACUCGGCCGUCUCCUCGGACGGGGACGUCUGGCAGGCGUACCUGAAGAAGGGGGCGAGGGGCGCGACGCCGGCGGCGGAGGGCGCCGAGGAGAUGGAUAGCGUGAUUGUGUUGAUCUGGGAGAACAACGCACGUCCAUGA
Molecule: messenger RNA, 1641 nt
Organism: Purpureocillium takamizusanense
Lineage: Eukaryota; Fungi; Ascomycota; Sordariomycetes; Hypocreales; Ophiocordycipitaceae
Exons: 1
Coding region: 1-1641 (546 amino acids)
Source: RefSeq, a predicted model, not a curated record